Messenger RNA from Bradysia coprophila, 520 nucleotides. RefSeq names its product zinc finger HIT domain-containing protein 3. Lineage: Eukaryota; Metazoa; Arthropoda; Insecta; Diptera; Sciaridae. The record is from RefSeq and is a predicted model, not a curated record. Gene Ontology annotation, molecular function: protein binding.
CAUUUUAACAAACUGGAUGGUUUACUCGUGCUUGAUUUGUUUAUACAUUCUGUUUGUGGCUGAUUAAAUAAAAACAAUUAUUACCAUGAGUUGUGUGAAUUGUGAUCAGAAAAUUAUGAAGUACAGAUGCAAAAGGUGUCCGGAAUUCACAUGUUCCUUGGCAUGCCAUAAGCAGCAUGAGACAGUAGAUUGUUGUGCUGAAGUAGCAACCCAUCAAAUCAAAAGCAAGCCAGCACAAAGCACUUAUCAACACACUGUACCUUUCAAAACAGUAGACACAGUAGAGCCGCAAAAACUGAAAGAGCUUGAAAAGAGCGAAAAACUAAAAGAUCUUCUCCGAAAUCCACACCUCCGCGAAUAUCUAGUACAAAUAGACAAGUCACCGGAUGCCUGGAAGGCGAUGAAAAUUGCAAUGCUUGAACCGCUUUUUAUCGAGUUCGCUAACGAAUGUUUAAACAUUGUGGAACCAGAUUUAUGAUUGAAAAUAAAUUUUUUAUAGAAAAAAAACCAACCAACUGAA